Schizosaccharomyces japonicus yFS275 is the source of this 3090-nucleotide messenger RNA. Its product is annotated as septin Spn3. The record is from RefSeq and is a predicted model, not a curated record. Gene Ontology annotation, cellular component: medial cortex septin ring; septin filament array; protein-containing complex. Bases 419 to 1618 code for a protein of 399 amino acids. Gene Ontology annotation, biological process: mitotic cytokinesis; septin ring assembly; protein localization to bud neck. NCBI's taxonomy places the organism in Eukaryota, Fungi, Ascomycota, Schizosaccharomycetes, Schizosaccharomycetales, Schizosaccharomycetaceae. Gene Ontology annotation, molecular function: phosphatidylinositol-5-phosphate binding; phosphatidylinositol-4-phosphate binding; identical protein binding. The transcript has 3 exons.
UUCGCUUUCGUUAGUACUAUGAUUGUGUCCCCCGCAUUACCGUUCUCCACUUCCCACGAGUGGAGACCAUUUCUCAGCGGGUAGCCGCUCGUCCACGGCUUAAGCAAACGUGCUAAAGUCACAUGUUGACGAACUCUAACGCUGUUAAGACCGAGGUCACAGCAAGGUGACGGAUGUGUCGCCUUUGUCGGCUUUCAUUUAUUGUUCGAGUUCCAAGGGACCCACGUGGUUGCGGGGAUGGAAGCUUUAUUGAAACCUUAAUGCUGGUCGCAUGACAUCAUCCAGAGUCCUUUGUCGUCGCGUACCAGCUGAAUAACCUGCCAAUUCCCAGACACACCAGUGCACAUCGUUCCCCCGUUUCCCGUCCCUUCUACACUAAUAACACACAUACUACGCACAUUGAGAUAUCGGUACGGUCAUGCAUACGGCGACACGUUCAAGAACUAUCCGGAAGGCCACGAAAAAGGGUAUUCCUUUCAUUCUUAUGGUGGUAGGAACAAGUGGUCUUGGUCGGACAGCGUUUGUGAACACAUUGUGCGAGCGGCCGCUUAUUCAACGACGUGAUAAUUUCGAUCCUGCUGAUACUGCGGCUACUCCAAAUGUCGAAAUUGUUCCUUACCAUGCGGAUUUGGAAAUGGAAGAUAAAACAAAGAUUUCUCUCACUGUUUUGGAUGCACUUAAUUUUGGAGAGGCAAUUAACAAUGAAAAUAACUUUGAAAUUAUUCAGAACUACAUCGAGACACAAUUUGACAAUGUUCUCGAAGAGGAAUCACGAAUCAAGAGAAACGCCAGAUUUCAGGAUAAUCGCGUACACGCGUUGAUUUAUUUCAUCGCACCUACAGGCCAUGGUUUACGCGAAUUAGACAUUGAGCUGAUGCGGCGUCUGGGACCGUGUGUUAAUAUUCUCCCCGUCAUCGCUUUGGCCGAUUCCCUAACUCCAGACGAACUUGAACUGAAUAAAAAGCUUAUAAACGAGGACAUAGAGCGCUAUCAAAUCCCUGUGUAUCAGUUUCCUGUCAACGCGGAAGAGCACGAUGAUAAUCUCAUCCAAGCCAGUGAUUACCUUCGCUCGUUGAUGCCAUUUGCUGUUGUCAGUUCUGAUCAGCUUGCUGAAAUAAACGGCCAGGUUCGUCGGGCUCGUGUUUAUCCGUGGGGAAUUGCUGAAGUUGACAACCCCGAGCACUCAGACUUCCAAGCCUUACGUUCGGCACUCUUCCAAUCCCAUCUGGAUGAAUUGCGUGAAAUGACGACCGAUGUACUUUAUGAAAACUACCGUACGAAGAAGCUUUCACAAUCGCAACUUGUUCUCAACGCGAGCAGCCCCAUCGUUCCUAAUGUCCAGACUGAUAUUCUCAGGGAGGAGGAACGUCUGCGAGCUAUCGAGAUGUCCGUUCAGAAGGAGAUUGAGGAAAAGCGUCGCCAGUUGCUAGCCCGUGAGGAAGCAUUACAUGCCCUCGAACAAAAACUUGCUGCUGCAAACUUGAAUGCGGGUGUGAACGACUCUCAACCUAACACUAUUACUACAUCUAUACCAACACCGACGCUGAUGACACCCACGAUUGUUAUGAAGGACGUAUCUGCCCCCAUAGCUGCCAGUAACAUCCCUCAAGGAGCAUGAGGGACGUGACAGGACAAGUGUUUGUAUUUAGGUGAAAGCUAUUAUUGACGAUGUUGAUGACAAAGCCCUCUCCAGUUUGUCCAACCAACCGACUAUUCAUGAAACCAUCAACUAUUACUGCAAAGGAUAAACAGUUAAUUAAACAGGCCUGAAAGAAUGAAGCAUAUGAACAUUAAAAAUUUCAAGAAGCGAUGUGGGAGCCGUCGAGGGCUGGCCCCUCAAACGAUGUUUUUUAGGCAUCGUCACUGAUCUUAAUGAUGACCUUGCCACGACUUCUUGAAGACAUGGAUUGUUGAAAGGCGCCCAGGGCAUCAUCAAACGUAUGUACACUGUCCACCACCGUCUUCAUGUGGUGUUCUGUAAAGAAGUCGGUGAACUCCUUCAACAGCUUAGGCUGGACAUUCAACGUGAAAUCUGUGUACUUGUGCACUGAACCGCCUAAGAAUCUAGGACGAAAAUCUCGCAAAAGCUUCAGCGAAAGGUAGGAGAGCUUGAAAUCAGCGGCGAUACCCACAUAGCUACCAUCAGACUUGAGGAACUUGUAGGAGUUCUUAUACAACUCAUAAUUUUCGCCAACAGCAUCAAAGACGGCAUCGUAAGGAGCGAGGUCGUUGAGUCUGUCCAAAACAUCUUCGGUUGUGUAGUCAAUUGUGUAUGUGGCGCCCAACUCGUGACACAGGGUCAAGUUUCUCGUGGAUGAUACCGUUGUCACUUCACAGCCUAGGGCUCUGGCAAUUUGGAUGGCAAAUGUUCCUACACCGCCAGAGCCGCCGAUAACGACAAGACGUUGGUUGCGUCUCAUGUGCAUUUGCUCUGUUAAAGCCUGGAAGGCAGUCAUACCGGCGAUACCGAGUCCAGCGGCCUCCUUCAAUGAUACAGUGUCAGGAAGACCAAUUGUCAAGCUGCUGUCGCACACGAGGUGGGUACUGAGUGCACCUUCGUGUGUAGAAAGCAAUUGACGAACAUCCUUGACGCCCCAAACUCUUUGGCCAACAGUAAGGUCUUUCACAUCCUUACCAACGGCAAGCACCGUUCCGGAGAAAUCUUCACACGGAAUGACGGGGAAGGACAUAGCGACCUUACCGAAGAUGCGAUGGAUUCUCAUCACCUUGUAAUCCAAAGGGUUGAGGCUUGUGUACGCGACCUUCACAAGAACUUGAGUAGGGGACAGCGAGUCUGCAUCUUGCACAGGUCCUUCACCCUUUUCCAGGACGGCCUCUGGAGAUCCAGUACGCUCGUACUUCCAGAACUUGCGAACCUCGGUAGGAGCGGGAGCGGGAGAUUCAGUCGCUUGAGUUUCUUGCGCCAUGAAGCUAAGAGAGAUUGUUACAAUUAAAGAAGAGAACCGAUUUGCAGUUACGUUACUGCCACGAAGGACGAGAUUGUUUGGAAUGUAGUUGGUUCUAACCGGGUUGCGUUUGAGCUGCGUAACUUGGGUUUUGCUAGGAAUAAGUAGCUGCCCGUCACACGUG